This is a messenger RNA of Drosophila arizonae, 3834 nucleotides long. RefSeq names its product short neuropeptide F receptor (gene sNPF-R). The record is from RefSeq and is a predicted model, not a curated record. NCBI's taxonomy places the organism in Eukaryota, Metazoa, Arthropoda, Insecta, Diptera, Drosophilidae. Gene Ontology annotation, cellular component: neuron projection; plasma membrane. Gene Ontology annotation, biological process: G protein-coupled receptor signaling pathway. Gene Ontology annotation, molecular function: neuropeptide Y receptor activity; neuropeptide binding.
AGUUGCUUGUGUUUCCUCGUUGGCGCUGGACGCGAAGCGGCGCAUGUGAGAUAAACAUAUUCAUACAACAAGAAUCAGCUACAAAUCUCUUAGGCUCAUUCAGACAAACAGAACAUUUGACGCGUGUUCGUUGCGUAUACGCCGCAUUCGCCUAGCCAAGGUGCUCAAGGUGCCAAGACUCGCGCGUGAUUCUCGCCCGUGUGACAGCUGAGCGCGAAUAGCCAAAAGCGCCACAAAUACAAAUUCAAGUCAAGAGCAAGUGCCGGUGCGUGCUCGAGUGCGAAUCCGCUACGUUACGGUCCAUGGCUGGGUUUGCGGUUCCGUUUUAGUUGGCAUUUGGAGGCGACGCGUCGGCUGAGCAAAGCAAAUACAACUUUUUGGCUUUGACUUUUGUUGAGCUGCCUGGGCCAGGCCUUCAGCUUCAAGUGCAAGUUAAACACGGGCAACAACUUAACCUCAAGCUUCAAAUUAAUUCGAUUGUCUGCAGCAUUGGAGCAAUUAGCAAUGAGCCAAAUAUUAAGGCAAACUUUUUGAAUACAAGUGAAAAGGCAUUCAAGAUAAAGCUGAAGCUGAAGAUAAAGAUAAACUUGAAACGUGAUCCGGCCCAGACGACGGAAAUGGCUGCUUAAGUGGCGGACUUCCGGUAAAACCGGACAGGAUUCAACAGCAACAGCAACAGCAACAAUAACAAUAACAAAGGCAACAACAGCAAUCCACUCAGCCGCAGUCACUGCUAUAGCCAUUGGCCCCCGCCCUUAAGCUGAAUCUCCAACUGGAAAGCGACUCAUUAGAUAUCCAAACAAAGUCCUUAAGCAUGGCCAAUGUCAGCAACGAGACGGUUAACGCUUGGCUGGUCUCAGUCAGCACGCAGCUGCCCCAUGUGCUGGGCAUGAACUGGAGUGGCAGCAGCACCACCACACUGGCCACGCACGGCAGCAGCGGCAGCAGCACCACCACUACCACCAUCAGCCCCACAGCCACCAUCAGCUUCCCCAGCAGCACCGCCGCCAGCAGCAGCACCGUCGGCAGCCUGAGUGUGGAUGGCGCGGAUGGCGAUAAAUCAGGCAUUAUACACAAUCAGUUCGUGCAGAUCUUCUUCUAUGUGCUCUACACCACGGUGUUUGUGCUGGGCGUGUUUGGCAACGUGCUGGUCUGCUACGUGGUGCUGCGGAAUCGGGCCAUGCAGACGGUCACCAAUAUAUUCAUUACCAACCUGGCCCUCUCCGACAUUCUGCUCUGCGUGCUGGCCGUGCCCUUUACGCCCCUCUACACGUUCAUGGGCCGCUGGGCGUUCGGCCGGACGCUCUGUCAUCUGGUCUCGUUUGCCCAGGGCUGCAGCAUAUAUAUAUCGACGCUGACGCUUACCUCGAUUGCCAUCGAUCGGUAUUUCGUGAUCAUUUACCCGUUCCACCCGCGCAUGAAGCUCUCCACGUGCAUCGGCAUCAUUGUCAGCAUCUGGGUGAUCGCUCUGCUGGCCACGGUGCCCUACGGCAUGUACAUGAAGAUGACCAACGAGGUGAUGGACAACGCCACUCAGCUGAUCGGCGUGAAUGAGACGAGCGGCUGGGGCCGCAGCAACGGCUAUCCCGCGCCCGACGCCACCUCGGCUGCCCAGGCCUACAUGCAGGUGAUCUCGGACGGCGUCACCGUCUGCGAGGAGAACUGGCCGUCGGAGCACUACCGCAAGGUGUUCGGGGCCAUCACCACGACGCUGCAGUUCGUCCUGCCGUUCUUCAUCAUAUCGAUUUGCUAUGUUUGGAUCUCAGUCAAGCUGAACCAGCGGGCCAGGGCCAAGCCCGGCUCGAAGUCGUCGCGCCGCGAGGAGGCGGAUCGCGAUCGCAAGAAGCGCACGAAUCGCAUGCUGAUCGCAAUGGUGGCCGUCUUUGGACUCAGCUGGCUGCCCAUCAACCUGGUGAACAUAUUCGAUGACUUCGACGACAAGUCGAAUGAGUGGCGCCUCUACAUGCUCUUCUUCUUCGUGGCUCACUCGAUCGCCAUGAGCUCCACUUGCUACAAUCCCUUCCUGUAUGCCUGGCUGAACGAGAACUUCCGCAAAGAAUUCAAGCACGUGCUGCCCUGCUUCAAUCCCUCCAACAACAACAUCAUCAACAUCACCCGCGGCUACAAUCGCAGCGAUCGGAACACCUGCGGCCCCCGCCUCCACCACGGCAAUGGCGAGGGCGGCCCGGGCGGCAGUCUGGAUGUCGACGAUCCAGACGACAAUGGCAUCACCCAGGAGACCUGCCUGCCCAAGGAGAAGCUGCUCAUCAUACCGCGCGAGCCCACCUACGGCAACGGCAACGGCGCCGUCUCCCCAAUACUCAGUGGACGCGGCAUCAACGCUGCCCUGCUCCACGGCUGCCAGUCCCAGUCUCAAUCCCAGUCCCAGUCCCAGCAGCAGCAACAGCAGCAGCAACAGCAGCAGCAGGUGGAGCUCACCCGUCGCAUCCGACGGCGCACAGACGAGGACGGCGACUACAUCGACUCCGGCGACGAGCAGACGGUGGAGGUGCGCUUCAGCGAGACGCCCUUCGUCAGCUCCGACAACACGACGGGCAUCAGCAUGCUGGAGACGAGCGAGUGCCUCUUCCAGAGCGCAGCCGAGCUGCCAGAGCUGGACAUUGUCGUGGUUGGCUCUGAUGGAGCCGAUGCCAGCAGGCGAUGUAACUGAGACAGGAUUUUCGAAACACAUUUCUAGGCAGAGAAACGCGAGGACAGCGAAUUGCCUGGGAAUGUGGCAUAAACUAAAAUGCCGGAGCAUGGGCGCCUUGGCGAGUGGGUGUGGCUGUAGCCCUAUUGUGCGGCGCGAAAAGUGCUGAUAAAUGCCAAAUAAAGUGACAACGAUGCGAAAAUUGCUGCGCUGGAACAGAGAACGCAGGACAGAGAGCAGAGCACGGGGAACAAGGAGCAGAGCCCCCAAGCAAUUGGCUCAAGCAGCUUCUCAAAUCGUUGAUAUCAAGUCUCUAAGUGCGCCGAGUGCGGCAGUCUGCGUGUCAUCUAGGCAGGCCCCAAAGGCGUUAACAACCAAUUCUAAAUAUACUCCAUUGCACAUACAUAUACAUAGAUAUAUGUAUAUGUAUAUAUAUAGCUCCUCGGUUACCUCGCUGUUUACAGUUGUUCCCUGCCUUGCAGGGAGCCCAGAGAAUACAUUAAAAUGCUGGCAUCCCUUUCGGUUGGCCGCUAUGCGUCACUUCCAUUUCAAUUUCAAAUUUGUGCAUAACUGUCGCACGAUUUUCCUCUUUUAUUUUGAUUUCCACUUUUCCACAUUCUGUUGUUGGUGAAAUGAAAAUUCACCAAUUGCGCGGAAAUCUGUCAACGCAGACGUUUGGCUUUCUGCGUAAAAAACAAAAACCACAACAAAAGGUAAAUAGCUGAACCCCUAAGAAAAUAAGUUACCCAACUUAGGAUUCCCCACAAAAAAGGAGAAGAAGGCAAACAACGGCUGGCCAAACAGAGUAAGCCUAAGCCUGACAUUGAUGGGAUUUGCGCAGGCCACAGCCACAGCCCGAGGAGGCAAAUGUCGUUCGACUGGACGGAGAAUAGGCGAAAUGGAACGAGACAGCAUUCUUCUGGAUGUUUCAAAGACAAUUAAUUGAAAUUUAACUUAGUGCUGGCAGAGAGAUUAAAGAGUCUCGGCUAUCUCAGAUCGAGUCAAUAUUCCAUCUCAGUUCCCAAAUCUUUCCUCAAGGAGACGGUCGCACUCACAAGCAGUCGCCAUGCAAAGCAAGUGAAAACUCUUAGAUAUAGUCAACAACAACUAGUCGUUAUUUCGAUGUGUAUUUCAAUAUUAUAUUAUAGCAACGUAAGCCCCUCCCCUUACCCUCUCCCACACAC